AUGCUUACUACCUGGCUUGCAUCCACCAGUUGGUUCAACACAGUCACGAACUACCCGCCCGCCAUCUCAUUCGCCAUCAACCACAAUGCUACGGGCACCCUCAAAGACAUGACCGCGAACCUGAAGAACAGCCAAGGAUUCGCCAUGAACAUCAUCAAAAGUGCUUUUAGCAUGGAAUGUGAGCUCUACAAAUCGAUAGAUAUUACCCACCCGGUCACAGGCAGAGGUGCCGUCAACCUCACAAAGUUCAAGCCAGUUGCAUGUACUCUGGAACUCAUUGACAACACCAUCUGUGCCGCAGAGCGCAAGGCCCUCCUGAACACCACAAACAAGCUACACAACGCUGCCGGCAAUGUCUAUUACAACGAUAAAUGCACUGGGGCGGUCUGGGAAGCGUAUAGCACAUUCAAUCUCACAUUGAAGGUCAUCGUGUUGCUGAUGUGUGCUGGGCAUUUGCGCAUGGUGUUUAUGGUGUUGGGAAUGGCAUGGUGGAGUCCAGACAUUGAUUCAGCAUGUGGGCUGCAGCUUGCAUGGGCCUAA
This is a messenger RNA of Suillus plorans, 540 nucleotides long. RefSeq lists its product as uncharacterized. The transcript has 7 exons. Lineage: Eukaryota; Fungi; Basidiomycota; Agaricomycetes; Boletales; Suillaceae. Bases 1 to 540 code for a protein of 179 amino acids. The record is from RefSeq and is a predicted model, not a curated record.